This is a messenger RNA of Tarenaya hassleriana, 1734 nucleotides long. Its product is annotated as polyol transporter 5-like. The transcript is spliced from 3 exons. Gene Ontology annotation, molecular function: carbohydrate transmembrane transporter activity. The coding region runs from base 151 to 1623 and encodes 490 amino acids. Lineage: Eukaryota; Viridiplantae; Streptophyta; Magnoliopsida; Brassicales; Cleomaceae. The record is from RefSeq and is a predicted model, not a curated record. Gene Ontology annotation, biological process: transmembrane transport. Gene Ontology annotation, cellular component: membrane.
CUGUUUUCACCCACAGAGAAGUUAAUUUAUUUAAUUAAUCACAACUCUCUCUCUCUCUCUCUCUCUCUCUCUCUCUCUCUCUCUGCGGCUGUCUAGUUUCUGCGAAGCUCAUUCUCAGGUCCUUUCUCCUCCGUAAUUUUUGUUGAGAAAAUGGAGGAAACUGGUUCCUCUCAUGCUGUCUCUGGUCGGAAGAAACAGAGGGUGAACAAGUAUGCCUUUGCCUGCGCUCUUUUGGCCUCCACAAACUCGAUCUUGUUGGGAUAUGAUAUCGGUGUGAUGAGCGGGGCAAGCCUUUUCAUCCAGCAAACUCUCAAGCUUACAGUGACAGAAACCGAGGUUUUGACGGGUAUCCUGAACGUAAUGUCGUUGUUCGGCUCGCUCCUUUCCGGUAAAACCUCGGAUCUUAUCGGUAGACGUUAUACGAUCAUCCUCGCCUCCGGUACGUUCCUCAUUGGUGCACUUUUGAUGGGUCUGGCUCCGUCUUUCCCGUUUCUUUUGGCCGGAAGAAUGGUAGCUGGUAUAGGCGUAGGUUACGCUCUAAUGAUCGGGCCAGUCUAUGUGGCCGAGCUGUCGCCUGCCAUGACCCGAGGGCUGCUCUCGUCAUUUCCCGAGAUAUUCAUCACGGUCGGCAUUCUCCUCGGCUACAUCGUGAAUUUCUCUUUGACGGGAGUUUCGCCAAAGUACAACUGGAGGAUAAUGCUGGGGCUGGCGGGAUUCCCGGCUAUAAUAGUAGCCAUAGGGGUAAUGUCGAUGCCCGAGUCCCCGAGAUGGCUCGUGAUGAAUGGAAAACACGACGAGGCGAAAAGGGUAUUGCGGAAAACGUCGGAAAGCGAUGAAGAAGCCGAGACAAGGCUAGCCGAGAUGGAGAAAGCGUUUGAAGAGGCAGUUGGUGCAUCAGCCAAUUUCCGGGGCCAAGGAGUGUGGAAAGAGCUUCUGAUAAAGCCGUCUCCGGCCGUAAGGAGGAUCCUAGUCGCGGCCAUCGGGAUCAACUUUUUCAUGCAAGCGUCGGGUAACGACGCAGUGAUAUAUUACACUCCGCAGGUCCUGAAAGCAGCCGGAGUUAUGAACAAGAGACUUCUGAUGGGAAUCAACAUCGUAAUGGGAAUGUCCAAGACGUUUUUCGUCCUCGUCUCGGCUUUGUUCCUCGACCAUUAUGGCCGUCGGCCGCUGCUCUUGCUCGGUACAGCGGGCGUAGCAGUAUCUUUAUUUACUCUAGGGGUUGGCUCUCAUUUCCUCACGGCAUCUCACGAUAAACCCGCAUGGGUUCUAGCCAUCUGCGUCGUCUCCAUAUGUGCAUUCCUCUCGUUCUUCUCGAUAGGGCUCGGACCCAUCACGUGGGUUUACUCGGCCGAGAUCUUCCCGAUGAGGCUGCGAGCUCAGGGAUCGAGCAUCGCCGUGUCUGUGAACCGGGUUGUGAGCGGAGUGAUAACGAUGUCGUUUCUGACAGUGGCGAAGAAGAUAACGUUCGCCGGAGAGUUCUGGUUGCUGUCGGGAAUAAUGGUGGUGGCGACUGUGUUUUUCUACUUUGUGAUGCCGGAGACGAAGGGGAGAUCCCUCGAACAGAUUCAAGCUUUGUUCGAGAAGAAAGGUGAUGAUACUUCACCAAAGGUUGAUGACUCUUGACCGAAAGUCCCUGUCUUGUGAGUUUACUGUGUUUCACAAGAUUUAAUUUCUGUAACCUUAUAUGUUUUAGGCACUUUGGGCUUCAAUAUACAUAAAUAUAUAACUUUUAAA